AAUGCUCCCGUUCGAGCAUCUCAUUCUCGCUCGUUAAACCCAUACACUCUCGCUAAACGAGAUGAGCUGUGCACUGGAAAUGCACGCACAAUUAGAGGCAGCGAUGAAAAUCCAUGGCGCCUCUGUGCACACACACAAUGACACACACGCACACAGUGUAAUAUACCUGUGCAUGCUCUCGUCACACACACGCGCACCCUUUCGUUCUUCGGAUGCGGAAAAGAGCACGCAACAUCAAAGUGGUUGACAUUUUUUUAUCUCUCAAAAAAGGUGCGUAACAUACGGAGCUUUAUAAUUAUCCUACUAAAGAAAAACAUGGCAUCUUUUCGGCAGAUUUUCUCCGUCCUUGCUCUCUCCUUACUGACGCUAUGUCAGGUUUUUGGAGCCAACACGAGGGAGGAAUGGAUAGCAGCUUUGUCGAGAUUACCACUGCUUGAAGACAGAUAUGAAAAUGCUUUACAGAACACUAUCGAGGAGGAGGAGGAGGUACUAGAGAAUGGUGGAGAAGGUGAUGGUGCUUAUCCGGCGCCUCUAUAUUUCAGCUAUGAUAAUUCAUUUAUGGAACAAUUUGAUGAUGGCUCCUACCAGUCAUCCUCAUCAUCAUCAUCAUUGUCUGAGGAUCGACCUGAAAAUGGAACAACAGAGUUACGAAUGCCCAACGUGCAUCCUGAAAAGGCAAAUGACUACUUUUGCUACUCGGUACAGAUGCCACCACGGAGAGGAGUUAACAUUGUGGGAUUCUUUCCAGCGACAACCCCCGGUACAGCUCAUCACAUCCUCCUCUAUGGGUGCAAAGAACCGGGAAUGAUUCAAGAAAAACCAUGGGACUGCGGUGAGAUGGAUAUGGCUAAGGAUAGUAAGAAGAUGACAGCCCCGCCCUGUUCUGUUGGUUCUCAGAUCUUAUACGCAUGGGCUAUGGAUGCUCCUCCUCUGGAGUUACCGAAAGAUAUUGGGUUCGAAGUCGGUGGUGAUACCGGCAUUGACUAUCUCGUUCUUCAGGUCCACUAUGCUCACGCUGACCAGUUUGAAGACGGCUCUACGGAUAAUUCCGGUAUUGCUCUUACCUGGACGCUUAAACCGCAGCCAUUUAAAGCUGGAGUGUUCUUCUUGGGAAGUGAUGGCGAGAUUCCUGGCAAAUCAAAAGAUGUACAUCUUGAGACAGCCUGUGAGUACGAGGGACCCACGCUUCAUCCAUUUGCAUACAGAGUCCACUCACACAAACUAGGACAGUUGGUAUCUGGCUAUCGAAUCAGGGACGAAUUCUGGACAGAGAUUGGAAAACGAAGCCCACAAUUACCUCAGAUGUUCAACCCAAUCACAAAGGAUGUUGAGAUUCAAUCAGGCGACAUACUGGCAGCACGGUGCACGUAUGGUAGUGACAGAGAUGAGACUACAUACACUGGGAUGACGGUUGACGACGAGAUGUGCAACUUCUACAUUAUGUACUACACCGAGGAGGGCAAGCUGCCGAACAUGCAAUCAUGCUACGCGGAUGGGGUGUAUAAAUGGGCCGAUGACCUACCCAACAUACCGGACAAAGAAGCCAGCAGCCCCACCAGCGAUGCACCGUCAAACAGCAUGUAAACUCUUCAUGCUCAGUCCCAACCCAUUGCCUAAUAUGUUGGUGGUUUUAUGUUUGUGAUAGUUCAUUAAACAGUCAAAACACAUUCAUUUGGCAAUCCAGUCUCGAUUCAACAAUGAUAAUUAUGAAUUCAUGCCAUUCGUUAUCUCAAUUUUUAUUCGUUUGAAGGGAAACACUUUUCUUUCUUUCUUUCUCUUUUGCAAUCAUAUCACUUUUUUGCACACUUCCUUAAUCUACUAAUAUGCACCUAAAUUCCUUGUUAAAUUUGGUUAGAUGGAAUAUACUGAAUUCUUUAUACAUAUUUUUCUUGUUCUGACCCCCCCCCAAAAAAAAAAAAGAAAAAAAAAGAAGAAGACUGGAAAUAAGAAGAAAACUGCUGAUACUUUGAAACAAGCAAACAAAGAUGUAUAUUGUAAUUCAACCAUUUGGUCAUAGACAUACAUGUAACACCAAAUCAACUCAUAUACACGCAUAACAAUAUUUUAAUCAUUCCAUCUGUUUGGAAUGGUAAGAAUGUAAAUACUAUAUACAUGAUUUAAAGAGUGGUUAUUGUAAAUACUUUUAUGAGACAAUAAUUUGUGCAAUCUUGUGAGGUUGUUUUUAGGUUUCAAACAGUACUUUUACGAUGCUAAUGGUAACUGAUAUGGCAAAUUAGACUAAUGCUAUUGGCUUACACUAGGUAACAGAAUAGACCAAUUUUAUAUGCAACUGAAUUGCAAGCUAGGACAUUUUGGGCCAUUAAUUCAUUGUGUUAUUUCAAAUCAUCAAUAUUGUAAUAUGAUGUAUGAUCAAGAUAUUUGAACUCAAACUAGAUCUAUUUAAAGGUUUUUUUUUCUUCAAGACAAUCAAACUAUUGGGCUUCAUUAUUUGUUUUCAAAUUUAUGUCAUAUAUAUUUCUUUAAUAUUCUGGGAAAAUAAGAAGAGCCCACAAAAUUCUCAUAGGGUCCAAUUUAAACUAAAGAAAUGUAGCAAAAUUGAACUGGUGAGUUAAACAAAUUAGCCCCAGAAAAAAAUUCUCUGCUUGUAAUUGUGCAUAUGCAAGCUUUAACAAAAAUUAUGUGCUUAAAGCAUUUCAACACUUUUUCCUGUUUGCACUUAUUUGGUAUGGCUCUAGCAACAGUGAAUAAUCUCUAGCACAAGUAGGUCUUCCAUCAGUAGAAAAGAAAAAGCUAGCCUAUGCCUGGAAAUUGCUCAAGCAUUGCCGCAGUUUUAUUUUUAUCAGGAAAAUAAAUUCAAUCAAGCUUUAAAGAGCACAAAUUGUUAUUCACAAGAGUGUUUACUAGGAAAUUUUUGCUUGUUGCUUAUGUAUGCUGAUUUUCAGAACUUAAAAAAAAAAGCAUUGCGAUACCACAAAUGUUAAUGAAAGACUGUAGAAGAAUAUUUGUAUGUUGGAUAUAAGUCUGGGUAAAUUCAAGAAAAAUGCUAUUAUUGAUGCAACACAUGUCUUAUGUGUAUUUUUUUGCUAUGUUGGUGUUUUUUGUUUUGGUUAUUUUCUGUUACUGUGGGAAAAGUACAAAAUGUUUGUAAUUAACAACAGGACCUCUAAUUUUAAGAGCUCUGUUAACUGAGCAAUGGGUAGUACGGUAAUGCAUCAGCUUAAUCUCAAACCCAGGUCUCGAUACCGUGAGACCACCACCCUACCUCCCACGCUUUUGAUUUUUUCCCCUUUUAAUAACAUUCCAACCAUCAAACUACUUAAUUACAUUGUUUCAAUGCGGUAUAACUUUUUACACUGCUCAAUCAAUUCCACCAAAUACUGCAUAUUCUUGCAAUAAUGCCAGACUAUAAACAAAGCAAAAAAUGCAUCAUGCCAAAACAAAACUGUCUAGCAGAAAAUUACAAAGCUUUAUCUUUCUUUUUUUAUCUUAUUGGCUAAAGGGACAAUCACACAUACAUGUAGGUUUAGAUGCCAUUCACCCCCCUGCCAAGUUGGAUACUAUCACAGCCCUUUCUUUAGAGUGUGGCAAAAUUGUUUUAAUGGCUUAAUACAACAAGGUGUUUAUUACUUUGAUAGUCCAGCACAAUUCAAAAGGAAUUACCCAAUGUUGUAACCCAUGUAAAUUGGCCUAACUCUACUACAAAGGGGUUGAUUGCAUCCAAUUUCGGGGGCAAACCGUCGUGAACCGCCAUCUAAACCAACGAUAUGUGAUGGCCCCUUUAGCGGCGUAGAGAAUAUUUGCAGGGUCUUGAUAAAUGGUAUCUUUAUGUAUAUGUUAGCAGAAUGAUCAUGCCUAGGCAGCAGCUUUAUAUGUAUAUGCUUAGUCGUUUGUGUAUGCACUUUAAUGAUAAGAUGUGAAAAUUAAAGUCUAUUUAGUUCAUAAAA
Lytechinus pictus (painted urchin) is the source of this 3905-nucleotide messenger RNA. RefSeq names its product peptidylglycine alpha-hydroxylating monooxygenase-like. The coding region runs from base 316 to 1584 and encodes 422 amino acids. Gene Ontology annotation, cellular component: extracellular region; membrane. The transcript is spliced from 12 exons. NCBI's taxonomy places the organism in Eukaryota, Metazoa, Echinodermata, Echinoidea, Temnopleuroida, Toxopneustidae. The record is from RefSeq and is a predicted model, not a curated record. Gene Ontology annotation, biological process: peptide metabolic process. Gene Ontology annotation, molecular function: copper ion binding; oxidoreductase activity, acting on paired donors, with incorporation or reduction of molecular oxygen, reduced ascorbate as one donor, and incorporation of one atom of oxygen.